AUGCUGGCGACGUCCGCGACCGCUGUGUCCUGCACGGCAGACCAAGAUACGGAGAUCACGAAUUUCUUGGCGGCCCACGUCUCGACCUCGUGCAUUGCGAGCAGACCCAGCUGGAAGAGCUCGAUGACGUUCGCGGAUGGACUCGACGACGAUCAGUACCUCAUGUGCCGGCCGCCGUGCAAGGCCGACCUGCAGAGCCUCACGAGCAGCAUUCCAGAGUGCGUUAAUGACGCCGGAACAUUCACCAAGGUCGCGCAACUAAAUCAACUGUGCACCGACAUGACGCGUCCAACGACCAACGGCGUCAUGGCGCUAUGUGGCUCCGCCACCUGCUCGGCCUUCAUCAACGCGAUGGCCAAUUUGAUGCCCAACUGCGUCGACACGUACGGGGACAAUACGAUGGACGAAUUCCGACAUCGGUAUGGGUGCAUGCCUGCAGCAGUCGGGACCAAUUGCUCCAUGGUGGAUAUGGCCGUCAAGCACGAUGCAUAUAAUGCGUACCUUUGGUACAACUGCUCGAGCUUUCUCAACGCUUCUUAUCUUGCGAUGUUCAGUGACCUCGAGUACAGUCUUUCUCUUAUCAAGACACCAGAAGACGCGCCAUCGGGCUUUUGCACGUCGGCCUGCCCAGCAAACUACUUGUGGAUGAAAAAGACGCUUCCAUCCUGCACCUAUAUCUAUGGUGGUGAGAUGUUGUCCGACCCAAGUCCUCUCUACCGCAUCUGCCCCAACCUAAAGCCAGCGCCGUCAUCCGCUCCGACACGCGCUCCGACGCGUGCUCCGAUACGCACUCCGACACGCGCCCCGACACCUGCGCCAACGCCCGCGCCAGCUCUGACUUGCCCUCUUCGCGGCUCGUACCGUGCGACGGGAAUGCGCAUGGACCUUGCCACCUCUGGGGAUUUCACCGAGUCGCACGAUGGCAGCGGCAGCACGUGCUCGACGACGGGAACGUAUGCGGUCUCGGGUCCAAUGGCAACUUUCACCGUGUCGACUGUCACGGGUGUCUGCAGCAGCGUCUUUACGCCCUACGCAAAGCACUCGGUGCCCAUUUCGUUCUCCACCGACUGCAACCAACUCACACUCAGCUACACGGGCACCACAUCGACGCUGCAGCGAACAUCCAACGCAGAGACCGCGGCCACGAGUGCGAUGCUGCUUCUUGGCGUUUUCCUCGCGUGGGGGGCGCUCUAA
This is a messenger RNA of Saprolegnia parasitica CBS 223.65, 1194 nucleotides long. RefSeq lists its product as hypothetical. Lineage: Eukaryota; Oomycota; Saprolegniomycetes; Saprolegniales; Saprolegniaceae. Bases 1 to 1194 code for a protein of 397 amino acids. The record is from RefSeq and is a predicted model, not a curated record. The transcript is spliced from 2 exons.